Stylonychia lemnae is the source of this 1890-nucleotide messenger RNA. NCBI's taxonomy places the organism in Eukaryota, Ciliophora, Spirotrichea, Sporadotrichida, Oxytrichidae. The record is from the annotation of a GenBank genome assembly.
AUGGUGACUUUGCCCUCUCCAAACUUAACCUAAGAGAAAGGCGAGACUAUUGCUGAUUUCAAGCAAAGAAUUCGAAGAGAAAUAGAAUUGUCUCAUUACUAAAACGUAGGCAAAUGCGACCUUCAAAUACCGAGGCAGAUGAGAUACUCUUGCAAGGAUGACUCGAUUGAAAGCUUUAGAAAAACACUAAGAUCAAAUAAAUUCAUGCACAAAGAGUACAACCCCAAUCUCGACUCUGUAUUCGGGUAAUACUUGUUCAAUGGGAUUAUGACAGAGAGGAUAGUUAAAGAUGAUACUAUCUAAACUGUGAAUGAAUUCAUCCUCAAGGAGAAGACCUAUAAGCAGGCUAUCAAGAUGUCAAAUAAAGAGGUUUACAAGCUUCCACUGAGAAUGAAACCUAAAAGAGCUGCCACAAAAGGGAAUAACUCCCCUCGAUUUACUAUAGAUCCUGAAAUUGAGGCAAAUAAGUCUAGAAAGAAACUCUAUCAUUUCUAUGCAUCAAAACUCACAGAUAAAUCUUUUACUAAAAAUAAAAUUAAAGCUAUUGAGGAGUCACUUAAGCAGGAAAUGAAAAGACAUAAACCAAAGUACUUUAGGGAAGUUUCAAAUGAUCCUGAAUAACUAUAGAAAACUUACAACAGAAAAAAUUAAGCUGGGUAUUUUGAAGUAGACCCAGCUGAAGAAAAGUAGAGACAGCAGAUUAUACUCAAGGCUAAAUUGAGACUUGUUGUAAAAAAAACUGAUGAUACAGAUAAGCCAAAGAGGAAUAAUCUGAGAGAUCUAAUUGCAUUGCAGAAAAAGAUGACUUCAAAAAUAAAUAAUGCAGAUGAACUACCUACCAUUGAAGAACUAGAACUUAUGAAAAUACCCAGUAAAUUUUCUCAUGAAAGAAAAAGAAGAUCCCCCAAGAAACAAGUAGCUUUUCUAGAUUAAAACACUUUGGUAAAGGCGAAUCAGACUUAAAUGUUUGACUCCCUCUCUCCAAAGAUAAAAGAAGAGGCAAAUGGACUUUAAUUCAUUCCUAAAAGAAUACUUAAAAAUGCUAACACAACCAUUAUUGAUCACAGAAGAUAACUUAACAUCGAUAGUGAAAGAUAAACUUAGGACUUAUCCUAAUCAAUAAAACGAUUAGAAAGUGGACACAGCAUAAUCAAUGAUGAUUCUCCUAGGAAGUUUUCUAGUGUUCUAAUCAAUGCUCAAACCAAAUAGCCAGAGCAAAACUAAAUUAUAAUAACUAGCAUGCAAAAUCUCUAGUCAAAAGAUGAGUAAAAUCUCCACAGUUCAGGAAAAUAACAGCGUAAAAGAAUCGGAACAGCUAGGCAAAGAAACAGUUAAAGCUUUUUCUCAUAAGAAAUGAAAGCUAAACAUGGCGGCUAAGAAAAUACCUCAGUUUAGUCUCCAAAUGCUGCUACCACAAUGGAUUCUAAUGGAUAAUUCUCUAGCUCAAUCAGAGUUUAAAAUAACUAACAUGAAAAUUAGGCUAUGAGCGGAUAAUAUCUGAUUAUGAAUUCAUCUUUGGGUUAGAAUUGUCUAAAAGAUGAGAAAUAUGGAAGUUGCAAGAAGUAUUUGGACUCAUUACAAGUAUAAUUUGAGGACUGGAAUGAAAGACAUCACAAGAUACAAUAUGCUACAGGAGAGUAUUUAGAAGAACUAAGGUACUCUAGCAAUGAGGAAGUCAAAGGGAUCGAAGAGAUUUUAGCAUACAAGGAGCAGGAAGACAGAGAAGGCUUUAAGAAUAAAGAAAACUUGGAUUCGUACAAGGAUGAUAUGAUUGCGACCACAAAAUUUUUAAAUAAUGAUAAGGGAGGUAGAAAAAUUUGGUAGCCAGAAAAACUCACUGUACCUAGAUAUACAUAUUUAGGUCAAAUUAUUGCAUAGCAAUCUUAGUGA